This is a messenger RNA of Humulus lupulus (European hop), 2471 nucleotides long. RefSeq names its product cysteine-rich receptor-like protein kinase 10. The transcript is spliced from 7 exons. Gene Ontology annotation, molecular function: protein kinase activity; ATP binding. The record is from RefSeq and is a predicted model, not a curated record. NCBI's taxonomy places the organism in Eukaryota, Viridiplantae, Streptophyta, Magnoliopsida, Rosales, Cannabaceae. Gene Ontology annotation, biological process: protein phosphorylation. Bases 196 to 2175 code for a protein of 659 amino acids.
UUGCUUAGAGGGAAGUUGAAUAAUUAAUGAUAUUGCAAGUCUUGGUCAAUCCAUCACAAUUGACAACAUUGAGUAGUAUGUGUUCUAUACGCAAUACCUAUUUACUGUGUGUUUAUAAUAUUUUUUUUUAAAAUAGAUACAAAAAUGUAAUAGGAAAGAAAGCAAUAAACUUAUUAGUUCAGGUGAUUGUUAAAAAUGUUUCUCCUAAAAUGCUCAUUAUUAGCAAUUAUUGUAAGUUCACUAAUUAUCCAAGCAAGAACUGAAGCUGCAGCAGCACCAGGUAAUAAUGGCACUUACAUUUCUCACGCCUGUAAAAAUUCUACAGACUUAAAAUAUGACAGCACCUAUGAAUCCAGCCUCGAAGAUCUUCUCUCUAGUCUCUCCACCGCGGCCAGAGGAAAAAACGACUUCAACUAUGCAACCUCCGGGCGUGGACUACGCGGCGUAGUGUUCGGCCUAUUUCUCUGCCGUGGAGACGUGACCAGCCUCGUCUGCCAGCAGUGCAUCGCCAGUGCUUCCACACAUUUACCAAGCCUGUGCCCCGCUAAUAAGGAGGCCAUAAUCUGGUACGACAAGUGCAUGUUGCGCUACUCUGACCAACCAAUCUUCAACGUUCCGAGCUUAACUCCGGUCAAUUUUAAUACAUCGAGAAAGCAUAGUAACGAUGAUCAGUUCCAACUGUUGCGGGAUAGCUUCAUCAGUGGGUUGGAGGUCCAAGCGGCCUAUUCUCACGAGCAGAGCAGGAAGUUCGCGGUGGGGAAACAGAACUUGACCAGUUCGGGUUCAGAGACGAUGUACGGAUUAGUGCAGUGCACGCCGGACUUGUCAGUGGCUGAUUGCAGCAAGUGUUUCCUAUCAGCCAAGCUAGAGAUUCCAAGAUGCUGUGCCGGAGAUAGAAGCGUUAGGCUUCUUUUGCCUAGCUGCUAUGUUAUGUAUGAUUUAGAACCCUUUUUCGAAGUUACAGCUAUCGAGACUCCUCCACCUCCAUCUCCUCCCCCUUCAGGAAAGACCAAAACAUCAUCAGUGGUAAUUGUAAUUUCUGUUGUGGUUCCAGUUAUUGUCGCUACCUUGCUACUUGUCGUUGGGUGCUAUUUCCUUCGCAAGAGAGCAACAAAGAAAUAUAAUGCUCUAAUUGCCCAAGAAAAUGUGAAAGAUUUAACGAAGGACGUCGAGUCCCUGCAGUUUAGUUUUAAGAAUAUCGACACUGCCACAAACAACUUUUCUGCGUAUAACAUGCUUGGUAAAGGAGGAUUUGGUGAUGUUUACAAGGGAAUGCUUAUAAAUGGACGAGAAAUAGCAGUGAAGAGACUAUCCAAGAGCUCAGGACAAGGUGCAGCAGAAUUUAAGAAUGAGGUUGUACUGGUAGCCAAGCUCCAACACAAAAAUCUUGUCAGGCUUUUGGGAUUUUGCUUGGAAGGAGACGAGAAAAUACUUGUCUAUGAAUACGUUCCCAACAAAAGCCUUGAUUAUUUUCUAUUUGACCCCAAGAAACAAUGUGAAUUAAAUUGGUCAAUAAGAUGCAAAAUAAUCGAAGGAAUUGCUAGAGGAAUUCUAUAUUUGCAUGAAGAUUCUCGGCUAAAAAUUAUACACCGUGAUUUGAAAGCUAGCAACAUCUUACUAGACAAAAAUAUGAGUCCUAAAGUAUCAGAUUUUGGCAUGGCAAAGAUGUUUAGUGUAGAUCAAACUCAAGGAAACACCAAAAGAAUUGUUGGCACAUAUGGUUACAUGGCUCCUGAAUAUGCUAUGGAAGGAUUAUAUUCUGUUAAGUCCGAUGUUUUCAGCUUUGGAGUUCUGUUGCUUGAGAUUCUAAGUGGUAGGAAGAACUCUAGCUUUCAUAUUGGGGAUUGUGCACCAAGCCUCGUAGCAUAUGCUUGGCAACUAUGGAAUGAAGAAAGAGUGUUGGACUUGAUGGAUCCGUGGUUGAAAGAUUCGUGUUAUCAAAAUGAAUUCAUGAGAUACAUACACAUUGCUUUAUUGUGCGUUCAAGAAGAUGCAAACUUGAGGCCUACCAUGUCAUCUGUUGUUUCAACGCUCAAAAGUGAAGCUCCCACUCUUUCUCAUCCUGAACGACCUGCUUUUAUUUCCACUCGACGUACUAGUCACCAAGAAAUAAUAGCUAUUAAUAGUUUCUCUGUCAAUGCUGGAAUGACAGUUUCUGAUUUGCUGCCGAGAUGAGUAUUGAGUAUAUAUCAUGCCAAAAAACUUAUUGCGUGUAAAGGAAAAGAUUUCGUUUGUAUCUCGUCCAUUGGAAGAGAACGUUACACUUCUUAAUUAAUAUCAAGAAUCCAUUGUGGAUUGGACUCGAGACAGAAUUUACAUGGAUUAGGGAAUAUGGAUGGAAAAUUCUGUAUUUAUUAUGUGCAUGGUUAGAUUGGCAAUCUCUUCUUGAAAAAUAGUCAAACCGCAUGUCAAAUGAAUUGGCUUCAUGCUUUAAUAAACCAGAAACUGGACGUGAUCUGUUGAAAUUAUAA